AUGGCGAGCUCUCACUCAGAUGAGCCCGCGGGCUCAGUAGCUCGACAAACGAACAGAUAUCUUCGCGAAGUCCUCCACGCACCUAUUGCGCCUCCUUCAAUCAACGUUCGCUACUUCUAUACAUCUCCUCUCGCUAUUGACGACCCGCUAUCUCCGUUGCCUCCACUGACCUCGACGUCAUCUUCCACAUACAACCAGCCACCACGUCCAUUCUCCAUCUACGAUAAUAAAGCCUUAGAGAAAACAUGGCUCGACCUGCGGACGAAAUUGUUAAAACACAACGAAGAGCUGAGGGACGAGAAGAAAAAGAAUCCGGAAUCGAGACGUGAGUCUCCCGGUGUAAAUCUGGCCGCCCUAUCACUGCAAAAAUGUGGUAAUAGGAGUAGAGGAACAUCUCUCACAGAGGAGAGGGGCCGACCUGUGAUUGGGUCUCUCCGUGCUACGAACACUUUCGCAGAGGGUACACAAGGUGGUAGUCAAGGAUCACCAAGCUCCUUUGGUGCCCGAUUUGCAAAGCUUGAGGAGAGGAUCGAACCUACCCGUGGCAAUGCUGGUUCGGCAGUUGGGCCGAUUCGAGUUGGCCCUGCUGAUGGUCAUAUGGAGACCGAUACACCAGCAAUCACUGGCAAUCCCUUCAUUCGAGCACCGUCCAGGUCGAAGGUGCAUACGCUAAGGGAGGAGAGUUCAAAACGGAGACCCAGUCCUCAACAAGCGGAUAGCUACAACUGGGAUGAGAAUCCUGGAGAGUCUCAUGGACAAACAAAACCCAAUGUAUUAAGUACCAGUGAUAAUAGCCCCGAAUCCGUUGGGCCUUCAGCCAAGGUGCCUGUAGGCGUGAGCCGUCUGCACAACGUAGUCAUGGACAAGAACCCAAUUCGUAUGGAGCCAAUCUACUGGAAGCCGGUCAGUGACGUUGCUGUUGUGACUCGAGGUACUUGGUUCUACAAAAACACCAUGCUACCAGUAGAGACAGAUGUCGCCAAUAUGUUAGAGAUAGGCUAUGUGGAACUUAAACCGUGGACAGAGACCUGGGCGGACGAGUUGAAUAGUGCCGUGGAAGUUGGUGCCAUAGGAGAGAUGAAGAUACUACAUCGCUUAUGGCCCGAAAAUCCUCCACCAAAGCCAGUCGAUAGUCGCCCUUCGACUGCAAGAGGCGGCGGAAUGUUGGGCGUUCAGAAUCUGCUUGAGCCUGAAGAGACGACUCCUGAGAAAGAGAGACAAGAAACUGUCGCCCACGCCUGUGAUCUAAUAGAUAUCUCUACAGGGCCUGAAGGGCCUGACAACAAAGCCAGUGGCUCAGCACCAUAUGGGCGUGAUGGGCGUAUUCGACAAUAUUUGACAGCUGGGGUCAUAUACGCUAAUCAGACCGACGCGUACCUCUUGCGACCAAAUUUGCAACCUUCACAUUACUACGGCCGAAGACCUCUGGCGAACUAUAUCCGCAAGAACCAUGCUAUAGGUGUUCGUGUUUGUAGGGGCUUCAACGAAGUAGCGUGGAACAGAAUGCAUCCUCCCAAAAACGAUCUAAUGACCACCAAAGCUGCUGAGGGAGUGUCCACAUCACUUGGCGGCGCUCCACCGGAGACACGUCAACAUGAAGAUUCAGCGAUUGCACAAUCUCUGCGGCCAAGGGUCACCGAUCUAGUACUUGUCAUACAUGGCAUUGGUCAAAAGCUUUCGGAGCGAAUGGAAAGCUUCCAUUUCACUCAUGCGAUUAACGCAUUCCGGCGAGAGGUGAACGUGGAGAUGGGUACAGGCAGUGUGAAGGCUCAUCUACGGCAAGAUAUGGGUGGUGUCAUGGUACUACCCGUCAACUGGAGAGUCGAUCUCUCAUUUGAAGAUGGUGGUUAUCGCAGUGACCAUGACGAUCCAGCAUUCAAUCAGUAUACCUUGAAGGACAUCACGCCAGAGACCCUGCCGUCCGUGCGAAAUGUUAUCAGCGACGUCAUGCUCGAUAUUCCAUAUUAUUUAUCUCGAGAACAUAACCCGAAAGUCCUCGCAGCAUGUAUUGGCGAAGCCAACCGCGUGUACCGUCUCUGGUGUGCUAACAAUCCUGGCUUCUCCGAGUGGGGACGAGUUCAUAUUAUCGGACACUCGCUAGGUAGUGUGAUGGCCGUUGACGUACUCAGCAAGCAACCCUCUCGCAUCUCCCCUCAUUACGGCAAUCCUUCAACUCCUGAAUCGGAACUCCCGACGUCUCACUUCGCGUUCGACACAAAGUCUCUGUUUCUAUGUGGAAGCCCUGCAGGUUUCUUCCUACUACUUAAGAAUGCCGCCCUCCUACCUCGGCACGAUCGAGACAAGCCUGGGGAUGAUGGUAGCACUCUGCCUGGAGUUGCUGGAGAGUACGGCGACUAUGGAUGCCUGGCUGUCGAUAAUAUUUAUAACAUCGUUAAUCCCUAUGAUCCAGUUGCGUAUCGCGUAAAUGCCGCAGUUGACGCAAUAUACGCAUCUUCACUGAAGCAAGCCUUCAUACCUUCAGCAAGCUCAGGCUGGCUUGUGUUCCGCAACCCUUUCAGAUCAACGCCUUCCACAAAUGAGUUCACGACUCCCACCCGGCCUGUACAUCCGCAUCUCCCCUCGAAUGUCGAACUUGAGACGCACAAUUUUUCGCGAGAAGAGAUUGCUGAGAAGCGUGCUUAUGCAUUGAAUGAUAAUGGCCAAAUCGAUUACUUCAUGCGCUAUGGAGGCGGUGCGUUGGAGAUUCAAUAUUUGACUAUGCUGGGUGCACACAGCAGUUACUGGCUAUCGAGAGACUUCGUAAGGAUGAUAGUGAUCGAAGUUGGGCGCAAAUUUGGUAAAGAUGGCACAGUCCCUGCAAUGAGAGCCCAGAAAAAGAAGAACUUUUCCGUGUGA
Molecule: messenger RNA, 2856 nt
Organism: Pseudovirgaria hyperparasitica
Lineage: Eukaryota; Fungi; Ascomycota; Dothideomycetes; Acrospermales; Acrospermaceae
Exons: 3
Coding region: 1-2856 (951 amino acids)
Cellular component (GO): cytoplasm
Molecular function (GO): metal ion binding; glycerophospholipase activity
Source: RefSeq, a predicted model, not a curated record